Molecule: messenger RNA, 585 nt
Organism: Prunus armeniaca (apricot)
Lineage: Eukaryota; Viridiplantae; Streptophyta; Magnoliopsida; Rosales; Rosaceae
Source: the annotation of a GenBank genome assembly
AUGGUGCUCCGGCGCCUUGAAAAUCAAGGGUCGUAUGAUAUAUUGAUGAAUGGGGAUGUUAUACAGGAAGGAAUAACAGCAGGAAGGCUGAAGCUGGCAGAGAAACCUCCAUUUGUCACAACAGACCAUUUUCCCCCACCGCAAGUCAACAUGGUAAACUUAAAUUGGCCAGAACAGAAGAGAAACAGAACAGCGACAGAAGCCAACUCCAGCAAAGGCAGAAUAGUUUCAAGAGAGACAAUUGAAAGACCAAAGGCAACCAUCUCAGCUGGGGUAGUGCUCUGCAACAAGUGCAAAUGUGAAGCUGAGCUAGAGGUGGUCCUGGACAAACAGGACCAGCCCACUCCGAGUGUUUUUGACCGAAUUGGAACCACAUCCCAUGAUGGAGCUAGGCAGAAAGACUAUUCCAGGCCUGUCCGACCUAGUAGAAGAAUGACUAAGCAGCUCAAGGAGGAAAUAUCAAUAAAAAUGCCCGGAAACGAGAAACCUCUGACAACUAUCAUAGAAGGCAGUGGUAUUCUGUCGGGAAAAAAUGGCAGACCAACAAUGGAGAGUUCAAAGGCAGUACUGUACAUUCCUCAAUAA